AUGGAGGGCUCUUCGCACCCGUCCUUCUUCCCCUUCAACGCCAAAGCCGCCGCCGCAGACUACUCGUCGUCCGAGUCGGAAUCCGAUGAGCCUACCGUUCCUGGGCUCGAUGGCGACGACAACGAUUUCGGGGACUUCAAUCCCCGCAAGAAGAGGCGCGUCGGCGGAAACAAUAAAGAGAAGGCAGCCCUUGGCAUUUUCGGCUCUGACAGCGAAGACGAUAACCCCAAUUCGCGCUGGAAAAGAAAGACGCUGAGGCGCAAGGGUGUGAAUUUUGUUUCGACUGCUGCCGAGGCCGCCGGGCAAGAUGCUAGCGACGAAUCGGAAGACGAAAGACCUCGCUUGGGCAACGGCCUGAAUGCCCAUGGCAGAGAUGACGAAGAUGAGGACGACGAUGAGGAGGAGGAUGAUGAUGAUGACAGACCAGCCGGACUGGGGCUUGGCAACGCGGCCAUGAAACUGCGCUUCGCAGCUGGCGAAGCAUCACGCGAGGCGAAUUCGCAGAAAGAGUCGAGCACACGGCCAUCAUUCAAGACGAAUUUCAGUUCGGGCGGCGUCCUCGGUGGUGGAUUCGUCCCUUCGUCUGCCAGGGAACCCGUAUUGAAAGAGACAAGUGAUGGAAACGAGACCCCGCGAAACAAGCCUCAAGUAAGCGCUUUCGGCUCGAAGGGGAAAAUAAACCCAAAGUCCUUUGGUGCCCGAAUGAUGGCCAAGAUGGGCUACGUUGAAGGCAAAGGUCUGGGCAAAGAAGGUGAAGGACGAAACAUUAUCAUCGAGGCCAACCUCCGACCUCAAGGCGUCGGUCUUGGCGCAGUGAAGGAAAAGACGGAGCAGGAGCGCCAAGAAGAGAAGAGACAAGCACGGCUACGAGGAGAGGAGGUUGUCGACUCGGAAGAAGAAGAAAAGAAGCGCAGGAAAGCCAAGAAGAAGGCCAAGGGGGCAGUCGCUUACAGUAGUGCUGGAAGCACCCCGAUGAGGCAGAGGACAAAAUAUCUGACGGCCGAUGAACUCAAAAAGAAGGCGCCAGGCUUGAAUAUUCCAGAGGCAUUUGCCCCUAUUCUCGACAUGACUGGCCCUGGAGGCAGGCUGCUUACCUCAACGAGCGGCAUCAUGACACCUUCAUCUGGUGUGCCUGAAUCAAACGAAGUGAUUGAGGCGAGAAAAUUGGCCAAACGGGCACAGUCCGACUUAUUAGCUUUUUUAGACGAGUGGAAGAAUCUGGAGUCGCGCAAGACAUGGGUCAACUUGGAGCUCAAACAGAGAGAACAAGAGAUUGAGGAUUUGCGAUCCGAUUUUGAGAGAUUACAAACAUUUGCAAAUGUUGUAACUGAGCAACUUGUUGACGCAACAGAGUGGGAGCAGGUCAUGAGUGCUCUCCAGACAGCAGUCGACGUCGGGUCAGCGAACGACGCCAUUGCAGAUAUCGCGGUGGCCGCCAUCCAUCCCUUUCUGCGCAGCUCCGAUUGGGACCCGAUGUCUGAACCGUCCCGGUUUGCAUCAGACCUACAAAAGCUAUCAGGUCUUCUCAUCAGGUCCGCAAACACUAAUCAAUCCAUGAACAAGUGGAACUCUUCCGCGAGUCAGGGUGAUGGCGUGUAUCGAACACAUCACAAGGCCACUACGCCGUAUGAGACAAUGAUGUACAAGAAUUGGCUUCCCCGGGUGUUGACAGCACUUCGCUCCUGGGACCCGUUCAACCCCACGCCGAUGCUCAACAUCAUGGAAAGCUGGAAAGAUUUACUUCCGCCAUUUGUUCGGGCGCAACUGAUAGACAAUGUGGCUCGAAAGUUGGAAACGGCCGUGUCAGACUGGAACCCCAGGAAGAAGCGUCAAAGCCACCAUCUCCCACAUACAUGGCUGUUCCCUUGGCUGCAGUAUCUCCCCCCCUACCAUCUUGACCCAAGAGGCACAGGCCUGGUUGCAGAUGUCAGGAGGAAAUUUAGACACCUCAUCGAUGCUUGGGAGUUUGAGAGAGGGGUUGUUCCUGGCCUGACGCAAUGGAAAGACGUCUUGGGAGACCAAUGGCGACCGCUCAUCAUGUCGCACGUCUUGCCAUCCAUGGGCAAAUAUCUGCGUACCAACUUCCGUGUCGACCCAGCAGAGCAGGAGCCCUAUCUUCCUAUUCUAGUUGGCAUUAUGAAAUGGAAUCAGGUCCUUGGCGACACGGUCUUGGCAGAGGUCCUGGUCCAGGACAUGUUCCCUAUGUGGAGUAGCAGAUUGCAGGAAUGGCUCGCGCUUGAAGAAGCGGACCUCGGAGAGGUGGCAGAUUGGUACAGUUGGUGGCGAGGAGUGCUGUUGAAGGACAUGGCGGAGAUCAAGGCUGUCAGGGUGGAACUUGACAGAGGACUACAGCUUGUGAAUAUGAUUUGA
This is a messenger RNA of Trichoderma virens Gv29-8, 2370 nucleotides long. RefSeq lists its product as uncharacterized. The record is from RefSeq and is a predicted model, not a curated record. The coding region runs from base 1 to 2370 and encodes 789 amino acids. Gene Ontology annotation, cellular component: U2-type post-mRNA release spliceosomal complex. NCBI's taxonomy places the organism in Eukaryota, Fungi, Ascomycota, Sordariomycetes, Hypocreales, Hypocreaceae. Gene Ontology annotation, biological process: spliceosomal complex disassembly. Gene Ontology annotation, molecular function: nucleic acid binding. The transcript has a single exon.